Molecule: messenger RNA, 542 nt
Organism: Macroventuria anomochaeta
Lineage: Eukaryota; Fungi; Ascomycota; Dothideomycetes; Pleosporales; Didymellaceae
Exons: 2
Coding region: 46-420 (124 amino acids)
Source: RefSeq, a predicted model, not a curated record
AGUUGCUUGUAUUGACAUGCCACCUCGCGCCACGUUCCUGCCUCGAUGAGGCUCCUCCCAGGUUCAUAUACAUCGGUGCUACUCAUGCUCACCCCUUUGGUCUCGUCACUCACCUUCAGCCCAGUAUCGGUGACGGACUCGAACAAAGCCAAUGAGUAUGGGCUCGGGACGGCAGCACUCGUGUGUACCAUCGUCAGUCUGCUGGCUUCUAUUCUCUGCAUAUGUUGGUUCUGUCGUAUGGAGCAGCGACUUCGUCACAGGUUGGCUGUGAUACUGAUAUAUGGCGACCUUACGCGUGGAACAUGGCUGUUCGUGUUUACCAUCAUCUUGCUAGCUCGUGGAACAGUCAGAACACGGAGCACCUUCUGUCAAGUCGGCGGAUUGCUGGUACAGUACGGAACGCAAACAAGUGGUCAGUAACGUUGUUGAUUGAGUACACCAUCUGACACGAGGCCCAGACUGUGCUGUUCUAGUGAUGGCCCUGCACAGCGCAAUACAAGUCUUCUUCUCAUCAACACUAGUCACAUCUGUAUGGUCUGUAG